This is a messenger RNA of Phytophthora sojae, 621 nucleotides long. RefSeq lists its product as hypothetical. The record is from RefSeq and is a predicted model, not a curated record. The coding region runs from base 1 to 594 and encodes 197 amino acids. The transcript has a single exon. Gene Ontology annotation, molecular function: heme binding; nitric oxide dioxygenase [NAD(P)H] activity; oxygen binding. Gene Ontology annotation, cellular component: intracellular anatomical structure. Gene Ontology annotation, biological process: nitric oxide catabolic process; cellular response to nitrosative stress. Lineage: Eukaryota; Oomycota; Peronosporomycetes; Peronosporales; Peronosporaceae.
AUGGGCGUCGGUGCAAGCUUCGGCGCCCACCGUGGCACACCAAGCCGUCCCAAGUUUUCCAAGCAGUAUUGCCGUAUCAUCAAGCGCUACAUGCCGCAUUUCCAAAACUCAGAGCAGUCCGACAACGACGACCGGCUCGUGGCUUUCGAGCACUGGGAGCGAGUCUUCAAGGAGAACAUUCACACGGAUGCGCACCACGCUGUCGGCUCCGGCACCAAGAUCGGGCUUCUUUACGAGAACUUCUACAAGUACCUCUUUGAGAACUACCCCCACAUGAAGCCUCUUUUCCAGGCCUCGGUCCAGAUUCAGAGCCGCGUGAUCGUGCAUAUCAGCAGCGGCAUGAAGUCUCUCUUGUCGUCGGAAGACCUCGUCCAGAAGGUGAUGAACCUCGCGCUGGUACAUUUCAAGAUCGGAGUGAAGCCGGACGAUUUCGACCCGCUGGGUGACUCGCUGAUCCAGGCCAUGCGAGUUACCUGCGGAGAGGAUUGGAAUGAGACCAUCGAGAAUGCAUGGAAGAGAAUCUACUGCCAUGCUGCCAUCCUCAUCUUGGUCAACAUCCCGGACCUUGACCUCAGUGGAUCAGACGAUGACUAGCACGACAGAUAACAGAGCCCCAUAGUC